Messenger RNA from Ceutorhynchus assimilis (cabbage seed weevil), 3640 nucleotides. NCBI's taxonomy places the organism in Eukaryota, Metazoa, Arthropoda, Insecta, Coleoptera, Curculionidae. The record is from the annotation of a GenBank genome assembly.
GGAAGAGUGAUGUCACUUCGGUCACUUCACUUAUUCAGUGGGAGUUUUGCCGGUUAGACACUACUAACCAUUUUGAAUUUAACUGAUUGAUUUUACCGUUUUACCGAGUUCGAAAUUUCUAUUAUUCUUGUCACGAGUCAGGGUAUUUAAGGUGGCACUGUGUUGUGUGUGUAGACACGAGAUUACGAAACUAGAGUAGUGAGUGAGGUUGACUGAAAAUUGUAUGGGCCUUAUGGCCUUGCUUUGAAAAGAAUCAAAAUACACAGUAAAAUAAUUAUUAUAUCAUAUUAUAACGAUGGAGUCCCCAAUGAAAAAACUUAAAAUUAGUGGUCAUGAAAGCCCUCCACUGAGGGUCAGUUCAUCACAGAUGUCGGAUGCCCCCGAAAUUUCCUCUUCCUCUCUCAGCGAUUCAAAAUCAAGCAUUUCGGAGUUUGAAACAAGCCGCGAUUCAGCAACAGCCAGAAAAGCUUUGGAAUUUAGAGAAACCAGAUAUGAACCAAAAAAUCAUGCAAGUUUUUGUGAUUUGCUCGAAUAUGAUGAGGAAAGUCAUAGCACUUUCAGUGGAAGUAGAUUGGAGGAUGAUGCUAGUGAUGAUGACGAUUUUAACUUCGAAGACUACUUUAACAGAAGUAGAUCCAUCCAACGCAGAGGAAUAUUUUGGAAUCUCUACAAACCCUUGCAAGAAGAAGACGAUAAUUCAUUGUAUUUUCGUAUUAUGAAUGAUCCUGCAAGUGCACCAGAUAUAGCGAAAUGGUUUGUUCACUAUUGUUCCUGCCGAUCGGUAGAUUCGAGCACAAUAAUUUUGUAUAGAUUUUUCUUCGAUUGUGCCGGAUAUCAAAUUUUUGAUGUAAAAAAAUACUAUGGCAAUCUCAAUGCGCUGCUAUCUAUUUUGAAUGGUAGAGAAUACACUAACGUUGUGUUUAAAUCUACAAGAUUUCUUCUAGAGGAUUCUUCGAAAAAUGCUAGAGUAUUAAAAAAUGGCAUUUACUAUUUUCUGCAGCAGCUCGUUGUUCAGGCACAGAAAAAAGAUGUCCUAUAUGGCGGAGUCCUCAAAAAAUUUACAAACCUUUUGAUUGCCAUGAGAACCAAUAAAUUUAGGCCUUUACUGUACGCCUCAUAUCUCUUUGGCAUGAAAUUACUCACCGGCAUUUGCAUGGUGAAAGAACAAGUUGCUGAUAUGGCACUGGAGGGAUUUAAAUCGAAUACUCUGGAUAGUUAUUUGAAUCUCUUAUAUGUUCACUUUACGAAGGGCUGCUGCAUUCCAGAUAAAAAUAUGGCGCCUCUUAGAAUCGAAUCACUCAAAGAACUAAAACAAUUUAUCAUUGCUGCGCCAUCAGUAUUCAUUGACGGUUACAAUUGCCUUGAAAUUUUAAAGAAUUCGGUUAUAUGUGAUGUAGCAUCAGUCCGCAUAGAAAGCCUGGAUUUAAUUAUGAAAAUAGUUCAAAAUAAGAGCGUAGUUGAGUGUUUAUCUCCGAAUUCUAAAGAACAACUGAGCAACUAUGUUUUUGGCAGAGUUUCCGAUAUCAAACUGGAGGUUGUCCUGAAAGCUAUCCAGGUUUCUUCUGUAUUGGUCAAAAGGUUAGGAACAAAAAAUCUCGGCAAACAAUGGUUACCAAAAAUAACGAAAGCGAUCUACUAUGAAGACUACCGAAUUGCAUCUGCCGCAGCAAAAUGCGUAAUUGACAUUUUGAAAAUAACAGAUCAAGACGAUAAGACGCUAUUGCGUUCAUUAUGUACAUUAGCUAAAACAUUCCAUCCAAAUUUAAAACCCCUAAUGGUCGAAGCAGUCGCUGAACACACGAGUAUUUUGCGUAAUUGGCCUUUAAUCAUGAAAAUAUUGACAAUGUACGAACAUUUUGAAGAUUUUCCGAUUGAAUUGAGAGUUGUUUUGAGUGAAUUAUUCUUGGAAUCCCUUCACUUGACGAUAACUGGAAAAUCGACAAAACAAAGGUCUUUUUCUUUUCCUAAAGAAAUGGUACAUUUGAAUAAUGAAGAAAACCUAGCUCAAGAAAUUUAUCAGCAUGUUAAAACUAUAGUGAAGAUUUAUUUUAAAAAAUCUGGAGAAAUAAUAAGUAAUGUUCUCAAGGCUUUGUCAAUAAUUAGGCCUGAUUAUGUUGGUAAAACAAGUCGGCAGAUUAUCGCCGACAUUCUCGCAAUCUUCACAGAUUUAUUUGAUAACUCUACCGAUCCAGUUACUUGGGAACCGUUAGUAAGCUUUUUGGCUUACGUCAACGAUAAUUUUCCAAGCCUAAAUGAAAUCACCGAAGAUGUUAUCAAAGAAUUGGAAAACAAUGUCAUUACAGAUUUAUAUGAAGCAUUUGAAACUAAGAGUUACUUGGUGAUCAAAAAAGCUGCAGUGGUUUUCAGUAAAUUUGAUUUGAACCGACAUGUUGAAUGGCACAAGUUGGCCACAGUUUGGAAUAUGUCGCCCGAUCCAGAGUUCGUAGACAACAUAUUAACAUGCUGUCAUCACGCUCUGAUGUGGAAAUUGAUUAAAGUAGAUACACGUCAAGGCAAAGCCGACUUGGACAAAGAUAUAUCGACAAUUUCCAGUAUGUCUUCUCAAUUUUUGGUUGUAUGCUACGAAGUGUUGAGAUCGCAGGACAAUUUGGUCAGAUUUAAGGGUUUUGAAAGACUCUGCGAGUUCUCCAUAAGUUUUGCAAAACAUUUGCAACAAAUAAGCAAACAAGAACGCGCCUUGGGAAAUCUUAAACUCACCUUUAAUGACAAUUUAGAAAACGCAAUUUUGGAUCUUUUAAAGGCUGCAGUUGAUCCGAAUACUGAAGCUAAAGCCUACCAAUUUCGUAAAUACAUUAACUAUAUCAGGCAAUUAGCAUAUGCAGAAAUACUCCCAGUUGAUUUUAUGUCGAACAUUUUUAUUUAUUACGAUCAACAUUAUGAACAUUACGGAAAGUUGAUUGACUCAAUUUUGCUGAAAAUCAGAGAAGAAGACGAGAAUUGGAUAGCAAUGCUGAUAGUAAACGCAAUAUCGAUUCUACAUAAAAGUGUUUUUGAUAAGAAUGGUUCAGUGGAUUGGAGAAGUUCAGAUGGAAAAGCAAUUUUAAGCUUGUCAAGAAGAUUCAUUGAAUUCAAAAAGAUCAUGAGCCCCACAAUAUCGGGAAAAAUUCUAUAUUUUGCUGUAAACUAUGUAUCGGAAAAUCAUUUGUAUGAUUUUCUGAUUUACGUUAGGUGCUUUUGUCAAGAUACUGUGGAUCGCGGAGAUAUUAUCAAGAAUAUACAACAAAAAAUUCCGCAAUCGGCUAGAGAAGAGGUUGGUGUAAAGUAUUUAUUAGAACAUCUACAAAAGGAAACGUCUAGAUUAUCCGCCCAAAAAGCGACACCAAAACCCUUGAAUAUACAAACUAAGAAAAAACCAAUUCCAAAACCCAUUCUGAGAGACCCCAGUUUAAGCUCCAGCUCUCUUGCCUCUGUGGAUAAAAUAUCUCUUCAGGAUAAGUCUAUGGAAAGUAUGGACACUUCUGUUAAUUCUGAGUAGUGUUUCUCUGUUAUUGAAAUGUUAUAAUAUCUAUAGUACCUAUAUAAUUAUUUUAGUUAUAAUUUUGUAUUUGCCUUUAGCCUUUAGUAGUUCCAGUUUAUUUGAGUAUUGCAUAUUUGCUGAAAUUAAAUUUCACAAUAAUAA